This is a messenger RNA of Ruditapes philippinarum (Manila clam), 1786 nucleotides long. Its product is annotated as ubiquitin carboxyl-terminal hydrolase 47-like. Gene Ontology annotation, cellular component: nucleus; cytosol. NCBI's taxonomy places the organism in Eukaryota, Metazoa, Mollusca, Bivalvia, Venerida, Veneridae. The record is from RefSeq and is a predicted model, not a curated record. Gene Ontology annotation, molecular function: cysteine-type endopeptidase activity; cysteine-type deubiquitinase activity. Gene Ontology annotation, biological process: protein deubiquitination.
ACAAGUACAAAAAGGGCUGUAGAAACCACCGACCUAACUAAAAGUUUUGGCUGGGAUAGUUCAGAAGUUUGGCAACAGCAUGAUGUACAGGAGUUAUGUAGGGUUAUGUUUGAUGCCCUGGAAGUAACAUGGCGUGGCACUGACCAGGAAAAACUUGUCAAUCACCUGUACCAGGGCAAAAUGAAAGAUUAUGUCAAAUGUUUAGAGUGUGGAAAUGAGAGUGCUAGGAUAGACACAUACCUUGAUAUACCUCUAGUCAUACGACCUUUUGGAUCUACAACUGCCUAUAAAAGUGUUACAGAGGCUCUAGAAGCAUUUGUUCAGCCAGAGAUUCUAGAAGGUCGAGAUCAGUAUUUCUGUGAAAAAUGUAAUAAAAAAUGUGAUGCCCAUAAGGGCUUAAAGUUUUUAGAGUUUCCAUACAUGUUGACGUUACAAAUGAAGAGGUUUGAUUUUGACUAUGCUACCAUGCACAGGAUCAAGCUUAAUGAUAAAAUGACAUUUCCUGAGGUGCUAAAUCUGAACUAUUUAAUUGAUGGUGUUUCUGAGGAAAGUACAGGGGAAGAGGAGGCCCCUUCUGUCACUGACAGUACGGGAAAAGACCAAUGUAAUGAUGAUGCAAUAGAUGAAGGUAUAGAGAUGGAGGUGUCCAGCUCGGCUGGAUCAAUCAAUGAAGAAUCUAGUCCCUCUAAUGACACUCUCAAUGACAGAAAUGCCCAGCAUUCAAAUGUCAAGGGUCCAUAUGAAUAUGAGUUGUUUUCUAUAAUGAUACACUCUGGUAGUGCAGCAGGUGGACAUUACUAUGCCUAUAUCAAAUGUUUGAGUGAUGGUCAAUGGUACAGCUUUAAUGAUCAACAUGUCUCUAAAAUAACCUAUGAUGAUAUAAGAAAGACAUAUGGGGGAAGUUCUACAACCAGGGGAUAUUAUUCUUCAUCAUAUGCUAGCUCUGCCAAUGCUUACAUGUUAAUGUACAGGAAAAUUGAUAAAGAAAAAAAUAUAGAUUUCAUGAGCGGGGAAGAAUUUCCUGAUCAUGUGAAAGUUGAGCUUAGAAAACUUAAUGAUAAGGAAGAGGCAGACAGGAAACAAAAAGAAAUGGACAAGUCAACUUGCAAGAUAAAGAUUUUCUGUGUACAUCCUUCUCGGAAGAAGAAGCUGGACCAUAAAUUAGAGAUUCAUAAAGAAAAAACUCUGUCAGAGGCUACAGAUCUAGCAUACAAGAUAUUUGAGUUGGAAGACUGUGUGACUAGAGACUGUUGUAGGAUUGUCAAGUAUGAUGAAUAUCAAGAUUCACUUGAGUGUUCUUUUGACAAUUCUGAUGAUGUUCCCAUGGAAACCUUACUGAAUGGAGUAAAACAGAGCUACAGUUUUGAUUUACUUCUAGAAACUAGAAGACCUGAGCAGAAAUUUCAGGAAUAUAAACCUGGAGGGGUAACAGUAAAGGUAUAUGUGGCAGAUUUGGAAAAAGAUAUAAUAAUAGAGCCGCCAGCCACUGUGAGGGCAUAUCUGGUACAGACAGUGCAAGAGUUCAAAACCCUUGUUGCCCAGGUUCUGGCAUUGAAUGAAGAAGAUAUGAGGUGUGUUCUGGAGCGAUUCCACAAUGAUCUAAAACUUCUUCAUAUGCCAAAUAAAACUUUGAAAAGUGAAGGAUUCUUUAAGACUAACAAGGUUUAUAUAGAGUUAAAUGCCAGUGAGGAAGAUCGGAAUACUCAGUUUGAUAAAAGUCGUUUCUACAACUUGUUAGAUAGAUAUCAAAACACAAUCAAUAUUCAAGUCAGCUUGCCGUCACUGG